Molecule: messenger RNA, 1515 nt
Organism: Salvia hispanica
Lineage: Eukaryota; Viridiplantae; Streptophyta; Magnoliopsida; Lamiales; Lamiaceae
Product: E3 ubiquitin-protein ligase At1g12760-like
Biological process (GO): ubiquitin-dependent protein catabolic process; protein ubiquitination
Cellular component (GO): plant-type vacuole
Molecular function (GO): ubiquitin protein ligase activity
Source: RefSeq, a predicted model, not a curated record
GACACACCAAAAAUAGAGAGAAAAAACCUGAAAGGCUAAAUUUUUCGCCCGACCCAAAACGAUGUCGUCUAACAGCGACAGCCCGUCGUCUCCCGCGGCCGCCGCAGCUGUCGACUCUACGCCGUUGCUGGGCGACCAGAGCCCCAGCAAUCGCUCCUCCGCCUUCAUCGGGCGCGCUCCCAGCCUCCGCGGCGCCGCCCGCUUCCUCCGCCGCGCCAGCAGCCGCGGCCGCUCGAUGCGCGAGCCCUCCGUCCGCGUCCGCGAAGCUGCGGCCGAGCAAAUCGAGGAGCGCCAGAGCGAUUGGGCCUACUCCAAGCCGAUAGUGAUACUCGACCUCGUCUGGAACCUCGCCUUCGUCAUCGUCUCGAUCUCCGUCCUCAUUAUGAGCCGCGAUGAACGCCCCUCGAUGCCGCUGCGUCUCUGGAUCGUCGGCUACGCGCUCCAGUGCAUUCUUCAUAUGGUCUGCGUCUGCGCCGAGUACAUGAAGAGGUUUUCCCACCGGAAUUCGGAGGCUAGUGGGAGAGGGCGGGUUAACUACGCCCGGAAUUACUCCAAUUCCAGCUCCGGAAGUGAUGACGUCGAAUCCGGCGGUUAUUCUUCAGAGCACCGACAGAGUGAUGAUGAAACUAGUGUUGCUAAGCAUCUGGAGUCUGCAAAUACUAUGUUCUCGUUCAUUUGGUGGAUAAUUGGGUUCUAUUGGGUAUCUGUUGGUGGCCCGGAUUUGACAGCUGAAUCGCCACAGCUUUACUGGCUUUCCAUUGCAUUCUUGGCAUUCGAUGUGUGCUUCGUUGUGCUUUGUGUUGCCGUGGCGUGUAUAAUUGGAAUUGCUGUUUGCUGCUGUCUACCAUGUAUCAUUGCAAUCUUAUAUGCAGUUGCAGAUCAGGACGGAGCUACUAAGGAAGACAUUGAGAGAUUACCAAAAUUCAAAUUUCGAAAAAUUGGUGACUUUGAGAAACAAAAUGGUGAAAUUCAAGAAUCAUUCGGAGGAAUAAUAACUGAAUGUGACACUGAUUCUCCCACAGAGCAUGUUCUACCUCUGGAUGAUGCUGAAUGUUGUAUUUGCCUUUGUGCCUAUGAUGAUGGAGCCGAACUGCGUGAACUCCCAUGUCGUCAUCAUUUUCACUCAGCCUGCAUAGACAAGUGGCUGCACUUAAAUGCAGUCUGUCCUCUCUGCAAGUUCAAUAUACUGAAGAAUGGCAGUCAAGUCGACAGCGAAGAAGCAUAAUCGAGAGAUCUAUAAACGAUCAGCCAGGAGAGUCGUUUAACUUUGUGUUGGAUGACUAUGGCUUUCCUGAUGUCAGGUAACACCAUGAGAGCUGCUUGUUGUGUGCCUUUGAUGCCCUUUUGGUGCUUUCUUAAUGCUGAUUGUAUAUGUUUUCUUACAAAGAGUUUUUGUGGAACUUCUUGUUUCAUGUAACAUUCCAGAUAUAUUUAGAAUUAGGCUGUAUGUAAUACCAGUUUGUGAUGUUAAAGAAAACCCAUUUGGAGAUAAAGCUGAAAUCAUCUGUGUUCAAA